AUGGCAAAAGUUUGUUGGCCAUACUUUGAUCCUGAGUAUGAAAACUUCAGCAACAGAAUCAACCCUCCAAGGGUCUCUAUGGACAAUGAUAGUUGCCAUGAUUGUACAUUGAUCAAGAUUGAUAGUGUGAAUAAACCUGGAAUUCUGCUGGAAGUCGUUCAAAUCCUAACCGACCUUGACUUCAUAAUCACCAAAGCUUACAUAUCUUCUGAUGGUGGAUGGUUUAUGGAUGUAUUUCAUGUCACGGACCAGCAAGGAAAGAAGAUAACAGACAUCAAAAUUAUCGACUUCAUUGAAAAGGCUCUAGGAGCAAAGGGCCGCAAGAGCACAGAAGGUGUGAAGAGUUGGUCAGGCAAACGAGUUGGCGUGCACUCCGUUGGUGAUCAUACAGCCAUUGAGCUCAUUGGUAAGGACCGCCCAGGUCUCUUGUCAGAGAUCUCAGCUGUCCUUGCAAGCCUCCAAUUCAAUGUGAUUGCAGCUGAAGUUUGGACUCAUAACAGGCGAAUAGCAUGUGUUCUUUAUGUUAAUGACGCUACAAACCAAGCAAUGGAUAAUGACUCAAAAAGAUUGUCUAUUAUUGAGGAGCAGCUCAACCACAUCCUACGUGGAUGUGAGGAUGAUGAGAAAGUGGCUCGGAGCAGUUUCUCCAUGGGUUUCACCUUCACCCACAUGGACAGAAGGCUCCACCAAAUGUUGUUUGCUGAUAGGGAUUAUGAGAGUGCCGGAGUAACCACAACAAAUGUUGAUUGUCCUCCCUCUUUCAGGCCAAAAAUCAGAAUAGAACGUAUUGAGGAAAAAGGCUACUCAGUCGUUAGUGUGAAAUGCAAAGAUCGGGCAAAGUUGAUGUUUGACAUUGUCUGCACUCUCACUGACAUGGAAUAUGUUGUUUUUCAUGCCUCAAUCUCAUCUGAAGGCCCUUAUGCAUCACAGGAGUAUUUCAUCAGGCACGUGGAUGGGUGCACACUUGACACUGAAGGGGAGAAAGAAAGGGUCGUCAAAUGCAUUGAAGCUGCUAUUCAAAGAAGAGUAAGCGAGGGUGUGAGCCUUGAGCUGUGUGCAAAAGAUAGAGUUGGUUUGCUGUCUGAAGUGACUAGGAUUCUACGAGAGAACGGCUUGACAGUUUGUAGGGCAGGUGUAUCAACCAUUGGAGAGAAAGGACUAAAUGUUUUCUAUGUGAGAGAUGCAUAUGGAAACCCUGUGGACAUGAACAUUAUCGAUGCACUGCGUAAAGAAAUUGGCCAGACUGUAAUGGUUAAUGUGAAGAAGGUACCGGCCAACACGAAAGCGCCAGAAACAUCUCGAGGAUGGGCUAGAGUAAGCUUCUUCUUUGGGAACUUGUUGGAAAGGUUCUUGAAUUAA
This is a messenger RNA of Lathyrus sativus (Indian pea), 1359 nucleotides long. The record is from the annotation of a GenBank genome assembly. Lineage: Eukaryota; Viridiplantae; Streptophyta; Magnoliopsida; Fabales; Fabaceae.